Alosa sapidissima (American shad) is the source of this 4524-nucleotide messenger RNA. RefSeq names its product phosphorylase, glycogen, muscle b (gene pygmb). The transcript is spliced from 20 exons. Gene Ontology annotation, cellular component: cytoplasm. Gene Ontology annotation, molecular function: glycogen phosphorylase activity; pyridoxal phosphate binding. NCBI's taxonomy places the organism in Eukaryota, Metazoa, Chordata, Actinopteri, Clupeiformes, Clupeidae. The coding region runs from base 158 to 2680 and encodes 840 amino acids. The record is from RefSeq and is a predicted model, not a curated record. Gene Ontology annotation, biological process: glycogen catabolic process.
CAUGAAGUGCAGAUGCUGGUGCUGAAGUCGAGAACAGUUGACCGUCUGAAAGUAAGCAUAGUGACGCGCACUGGAUUUUCAGUUUGGCAUCACUAAGCGCUUUCCUGACGCACAGGCCUCCUUCAGAAGAUAAAGCAGUAAAGUACAGCAAAGCAGGAUGCCGAAGCCUCUGACAGACCAAGAGAAAAGGAAGCAAAUUUCCGUGCGAGGGCUGGCCGGAGUUGAAAAUGUUGCGGAUCUCAAGACAAAUUUUAACCGUCAUCUGCACUUCACGCUGGUGAAAGAUCGUAAUGUGGCCACCAGACGCGACUACUAUUUCGCACUGGCCCACACGGUUCGCGACCACCUCGUCGGAAGAUGGAUCCGUACGCAGCAGCAUUACUACGAGAAAGACCCCAAACGCGUGUACUACCUCUCCCUGGAGUUCUACAUGGGGCGCACGCUUCAGAACACCAUGGUGAACCUGGCACUGGAGAACGCCUGUGACGAGGCCAUCUACCAGCUCGGCCUGGACAUGGAAGAGCUUCAGGAAAUGGAGGAGGACGCCGGUCUGGGAAAUGGUGGCCUUGGCCGUCUUGCAGCAUGCUUCCUGGACUCCAUGGCGUCUCUGGGUCUUGCUGCCUAUGGAUACGGCAUCCGCUACGAGUUUGGCAUCUUCAACCAGAAGAUUUCUGAUGGCUGGCAGAUCGAGGAGGCUGAUGAUUGGCUGCGCUACGGCAACCCAUGGGAGAAGGCCCGCCCUGAGUACAUGCGGCCGGUGCACUUUUACGGUCGAACGGAGCACCACCCUGAAGGAGUGAAAUGGGUCGACACACAGGUUGUGCUGGCGUUGCCCUACGACACUCCGGUUCCUGGUUACAGGAACAACAUUGUGAACACCAUGAGACUGUGGUCAGCUAAAGCCCCCUGUGACUUCAACCUGAAGGACUUUAAUGUCGGUGGCUACAUUCAGGCUGUGCUGGACCGGAAUCUGGCAGAGAACAUCUCCCGUGUCCUCUAUCCCAAUGACAAUUUCUUUGAGGGCAAGGAAUUGCGUCUGAAGCAGGAGUACUUUGUAGUUGCUGCCACUCUUCAAGACAUCAUCCGCCGAUUCAAAGCCUCCAAGUUUGGCUCCACCGAGGUUGUGCGCGUGGAUCUGACCACCCUCCCCGACAAGGUGGCCAUCCAACUCAAUGACACACAUCCUGCCAUGGCCAUCCCAGAACUCAUGAGGAUCCUCCUGGACGAUGAGAAACUGGACUGGGACAUGGCCUGGGAUAUCUGCGUGCGCACCUGUGCCUACACCAACCACACUGUUCUCCCAGAGGCUCUGGAGCGCUGGCCUAUUGACCUCUUCCAGAACCUUCUGCCACGCCACCUGGAGAUCAUCUACGAGAUCAACCGGCGCCACAUGGAGCGCAUAGCCUCACUGUACCCCGGCGAUUUGGACCGGAUGCGGCGCAUGUCCCUGGUCGAGGAGGGCGACCAGAAGAAGAUCAACAUGGCUCACCUCUGCAUCGUGGGCUCCCACGCCGUCAACGGAGUCGCCCGGAUCCACUCCGACAUCAUCAAAGCCUCUAUUUUCAAGGAUUUCUACGAAGUUGACCCCCAGAAGUUUCAGAACAAGACUAACGGCAUUACCCCCCGCCGCUGGCUGGUCAUGUGCAACCCUGGACUCGCUGAGGUCAUCGCAGAGAGAAUCGGUGAGGACUACAUUCGUGAUCUGGACCAGCUGAAACUGCUGCGGAAGUUUGUGGAUGAUGACGCUUUCCUCCGUGAUGUAGCCAAAAUUAAGCAGGAGAAUAAGAUGAAGUUCGCCGUCCACCUUGAGGAACACUACAAGGUGAAGAUCAACCCCAACUCCAUGUUUGACAUCCACGUGAAGAGAAUCCACGAGUACAAGCGUCAGCUGCUCAACUGUCUCCACAUCAUCACCCUCUACAAUCGCAUAAAGAAGGAACCCAACAAGGUGUGGACCCCUAGGACAGUCAUGAUUGGAGGAAAGGCUGCUCCUGGCUACCACACCGCUAAGAAGAUCAUUCGCCUCAUCACAGCCAUCGGUGAGGUGAUCAACCACGACCCUGUGAUUGGUGACCGUCUCAAGGUCAUCUUCCUGGAGAACUACCGUGUCACCUUGGCUGAGAAAGCCAUCCCUGCUGCUGACCUGUCGGAGCAGAUCUCCACCGCGGGCACAGAGGCGUCCGGCACCGGCAACAUGAAGUUCAUGCUGAACGGCGCCCUCACCAUCGGAACCAUGGACGGAGCGAACGUGGAGAUGGCCGAGGAGGCGGGCGAGGAGAACCUCUUUAUCUUCGGCAUGAGGGUGGAGGACGUGGAGGCCAUGGACAAGAAGGGAUACAAUGCAAAUGAGUACUACAACCGCAUUCCGGAACUGAAGCAGGCUAUGGAUCAGAUUGCUGGUGGCCACUUCAGCCCUAGUGAACCCGAACUCUUCAAGGAUCUGGUCAACAUGCUCAUGAACUAUGACAGGUUUAAGGUCUUUGCUGACUACGAAGACUACAUCAAAUGCCAGGAUAAAGUCAGUGCUUUGUACAAGAACACUAAGGAGUGGACAAAGAAGGUGGUGCUCAACAUUGCCGGCUGUGGCAAGUUCUCCAGUGACCGCACCAUCGCCCAGUACGCCCGCGAGAUCUGGGGAGUGGAACCCACCUUGGAGAAGAUCCCCGCCCCUGAUGACUAGAUCCACCCGUAUACCUGUAUCAGUCUAACUCACCUCACCCCACCUAACCUAACCUACAGUAAACCCACUCAAAGAAAAGGGCAUAGUGUUAGCAUAACAACCUAUACACUGCACUAAGAAAGCUUCUCAUCCAUAAGCUAUUGUCCCCCUCAUAGUGAUGAAUUGAUCUGUAUAUAACAGUGUUUGGUGUAGUUGAUGAUGAUUAGUGAAUGUAGCGAAAACCCCACUGUUUUCCGGUAGCCGGUUUACAGGCGUAUAGCAAACUUCCUGCGUAACACGUUUUGGUAAUCUGUAGGAGUAGGUGUGCUUACUUAAUGUAAACACUGUUCAGCACAGUGCACUCGAUGUGGACCAGUAUGUGAUUGUGUCCGCCCACUAGUGCAAACCUAUUCGACUAAUUCUCCUCGACGACCACUUUCAGUCAGCCUUCCCUCGAUCACCAGCAACUUUCCCUCUGUAGAUUAGCACUGGUCAAAUUCUUGACCACAAAGUUCACCCAGGAUAACGAUCAAGCAUGGCAAUGUCUUCCUUAUGAUACCAGACAACUAUGAAACACACACAGUAGCCUUUUAUAUUAGAUUCAGUCGCUGUGGCACACAUAUACACUGUGAAGUUACCUAAAGACAAACACACUCUGUUUGUGUUCGGUAAUGAGACUGAGAGUUAGAUCAUGUUGACUUUAGUUUUCAUCGGCUACGUCAUAUCCCCAGCACGGUGUUUUGUUUUGGGUGCAGUUACGUUUUAGCCCACGUAUUCCAGGCCCAACGGUCCGACUCCUAAAACCUUUCCCAUGACAUCACAAAUUCUAGACGUGUUUUUUGGUGCUUGUAGAGUAUUUCCCAUGUGUUUGUUUGUUUGUGUGUUUGUUUUGUGCAGUGUUGGUUACAGGGGCUGCAGCAUCCAGUCCCCCUUGGUAAACAAAACGACUCAUCCUCCUGCCUUGAUGGUGCUUCUGUUGUUGUCAGGCUCAGCUAACGUUUAGUCUGGUACUUCCUCACUGGUAAAGAUGUCCGCUGUCUCUGUCUGUCGUGCCGCUGCUUCUGAAUUACAGGUGUCUGCUUUGUGGAAACUCUCGUUCUCUCACUCUCCUCCUCUCACAGCCAAGCCAAGCAACGCAACGCUGACUGAAUCUAUCCUCUGAUACAAUGCUGCCUUCUCUUCUCCUACACUCUCUCUGCCUCACAGCCUCUCUCAAGACUACUGCCUUAACUCAGUUCUGUGUGUGUGUGUGUGUGUGUGUGUGUGUGUGUGAUCACUCCAACCCAUGAUCUCCCGUUGAUCUCAGUGUAUGCCUGCAGGGGUGAAAAAAACAAAGCUUUGCUUGAUGUAACAAAACAAAUUUUAAAAGCAUGAUUGUGGCCAUAGGACUUCUGGUUGCGCUUGUAUUGUGUCUGUAAGUAAAAUUUAAAGAUGACUUUACAACUAAACUUUUAAUGGACAUGAACAAGUAGGCAUACGCUAGGAAGGGACAGGCCAAACAGAUUGACCAAUGAUUGUACCUUGGUUUGGACUUUUGAGGAGAAGUAAUUUAAAGUAACCUUAGGUACAAUGACACAAAUUGAUACAAGUCACUAUCGUUCCUAAAACAUAAAUCAUGUUUUAACAGCUUGGACUUGUAUAAGAAGUACACUUUACUAAUAAGUCAUCAAUUAGGCAAGUAUAUUGUACCUAUACGGCUGAUUAACGUAUAAAGUGUAUCUGUUGUCCUGUUGUCCUUCCAAUAUCCGAAUGUUAUUGUCCCCACGGUAACUGCUGAAGCCAGUCACAGCAUAGCGCAUGUGAUAUCCUACUGAUAACCUUAGGAAAGCAGCAAAAACAAAUAAAGGAAAUGAAGUCUACUGAAA